AUGCCUGAUAAUAUGUUUUUUAAAAUAAAUACAUUCUAUAAUAAUAUGUUUUUUGAGUUAACUAAAGAUACAACCAAUGAAUUAGCUGAAAUAGAAAUAGUUAAUAAUAUGUCUUUUGCAAUAGCUAAGACAAAAACAUCCAAUUAUAGAACAACUGAAAGUAUACAUGAAUAUAGAAAUAGUCUUAGAAAAGAAGCUUAUAUAUAUAAAAAGAUGGCUGCUGAAACUAUUGAACAAGCUGAAGAAUGA
This is a messenger RNA of Cetraspora pellucida, 249 nucleotides long. NCBI's taxonomy places the organism in Eukaryota, Fungi, Glomeromycota, Glomeromycetes, Diversisporales, Gigasporaceae. The record is from the annotation of a GenBank genome assembly.